This is a messenger RNA of Cuscuta europaea, 1215 nucleotides long. Lineage: Eukaryota; Viridiplantae; Streptophyta; Magnoliopsida; Solanales; Convolvulaceae. The record is from the annotation of a GenBank genome assembly.
GAGAAGAUAGGAGAAGCGGUCUACUGCUGGUCGAACAGGGACUUCGGUCUCUCCUUCAAACUCCUACGUUCAAGAUUUCUCUGGUACCUUCUCUCAACUCCCUAUAAAGCCACACCCAUUCUCCCUCACAUUCCCAGCUCAGUAAAACAAAGCAUAAAUCAGCGAACCAGCUUCAAAGCAAUCCCUAAUUACUUCAAUGGCUGCUAAUACUCUACCAUGCUCUGCUUCUCGUUUGUCAUUAAACCCCUCCGUUUCCAACAAAACUCCGAAAUUCUCUACAAUCCGUCCCUGUUCUGUCUCAGUCCCUUCUUCCCGCGGUGUUAGAAGGCCGUUCAAACUCAUAGCUCAGUCCUCCGGUGGAGAUCAGAGCCAGGACACCUCCGUCGACGUGCAUCGCGUAAGCAGCAAUCAAGUUGCCGCCUCCGCCGUCAGCAACAAAGACGGCAGCCGCGCUGUCGAGCGCCGGCCUCGCCGGUUGUCCGCCCUCGAUGCUUCCCCAUUCGGUCUGCUAGAUCCUCUGUCACCAAUGAGAACAAUGCGCCAAAUGCUGGACACGAUGGACAGGAUUUUCGACGACGUCCUGACAUUCCCGGGAAGAACCGGAUCUACGGGAGAAGUGCGGGCCCCAUGGGACAUUAGAGACGAGGAACAAGAGAUUAAGAUGCGGUUCGACAUGCCUGGACUCUCCAAAGAAGAGGUGAAGGUCUCUGUGGAAGGCGACGUUCUGGUCAUCAAGGGAGAACAGAAGAAGGAUGAUGGUGGUAAGGACGAUUCGUGGUCCAAGAGUUACAAUUCGUACGAUACCCGGCUUCAGCUGCCGGAAAGCUGUGAUAAGGAUAAGGUGAAAGCGGAAUUGAAGAAUGGGGUGCUUUUCAUCUCCGUCCCGAAGACGAAGGUGGAGAAGAAGGUCAUUGACGUUGAGAUCAAGUGAAAGAGUCUUCCUGUUUUGAACUCUGUUUUCAGUAUUUCGCGUCAUGCGUUUGUAUGUGUAGGUUAGUCAUCAUAAGUUAAUGUCACGCCAUACCUUUGGUAUUGCAAUUUCGAAAUUGAAACAUGCAGUUUUGUAAUUGCAAUUUGCAAUUCCCAUACUUCAUCCAUUUAUUUAUGGUGAUUGCUGUGGUAUCCAGCAAAAAUACAAGGACGCUGUACCAAUUGCAUAUAUUUCAUAUUUUAUUUACAUUCAAAUUAUUUAAUUGGAAAAUUUUUAGGAGAGAA